Chelonus insularis is the source of this 5461-nucleotide messenger RNA. It is a transcript of the gene BicD, whose product is annotated as protein bicaudal D. The transcript has 7 exons. The coding region runs from base 357 to 2681 and encodes 774 amino acids. The record is from RefSeq and is a predicted model, not a curated record. Gene Ontology annotation, molecular function: dynein complex binding; cytoskeletal adaptor activity. NCBI's taxonomy places the organism in Eukaryota, Metazoa, Arthropoda, Insecta, Hymenoptera, Braconidae.
CAGGUAGACUCGUGGAAGCGUGAAAAGUUGGCUUCCGAUUUAUUUAUCUGUUCGUUGGGAAGUGUUUCAAAUGCUCAUGUUCUUUAAACGUUGGAUGAGCAUGUGAGUACCAUAGAAAAUUGUUAAUGAAUAACAUUUAACUGGAUAAAGUUGGAGUAGUGAAUAUAUGAGUAAAAAUACGUGGGAGGUAAAACGGUAUCAGUGUGAGGUUUACGGAUGAUGCCUAAGCACUUGUCAUCCACGGGGCUUAUGUCCAGUGCCAUAUAUUCUUUACGGUAACAACACGUUUUGUGAUAAGAAAUCAAGUGACAAUCAAACUGGACGUCCAAGGCCUUCGGCUUAAUCAAUCAGCAGACAUGGCCACAACAACUGAAGAAAUGAGGGUGACUGAUCUACGAGCGGAAAUAGAACGACUCUCUAGGGAACUUGACCUUGUAUCCACUGAAAAAAUUCAGUCUGCUCAGUAUGGUCUUGCAUUAUUAGAAGAGAAGUCUGCACUUGAACAAAGAUGUAACGAACUCGAAACACUUUACGAUAAUACUAAACAUGAGCUUGACAUUACUCAAGAGGCAUUGGCAAAAUUUCAAACGACAAAUAAACUGACUACCAAAAGUGGGAUUGAACAAGAAGAGAGUUUAUUAAACGAAAGUGCAGCUCGAGAAACAUCAUUACAGACUCAAAUCAUUGAUCUCGAAAAUGAGAUCAAACAAUUACGUCAUGAAUUAGAACGUGUUCAAGUUGAACGAGAUCAUGCUCUCCAAGAGCGCGAAGAUGUGAGUAAAAAUCACCAUCAAGCGGAAAGUGAACGUAAAAGCUUGCGUACAGAAUUAAGAGAAUGCCGUUUCCGUGAAACACGGCUUCUUCAAGAUUAUUCUGAAUUGGAAGAUGAAAAUAUUUCAUUACAAAAACAAGUAUCGACUUUACGAUCAAGCCAAGUAGAGUUUGAAAGUGCCAAGCACGAAAUUAGGAGAUUAACUGAAGAAGUUGAGCUUCUUAAUAGUCAAGUAGAAGAGUUGACUAAUUUAAAAAAAAUAGCUGAAAAACAAAUGGAAGAAGCUCUUGAAUCUUUACAAGCUGAACGUGAAGCUAAAUAUGCUCUGAAAAAAGAACUAGAUCAGCGCAUGAAUAGUGAAUCAAUUUACAAUUUAAGUAGUUUAGCAUUUUCAAUACGUGGUAUGACUGAGGAUCAAACGAUAUGUAGUGAUGGUGAGGAUGAUUCUCCAACAUUAAGAAGAAUUGAGGAUGAUUUGAAGACUCAAGAACCUGGUACAUCAGCAGCAACUAAACAAGUUGAUCUAUUUUCUGAAAUUCAUCUUAAUGAACUUAAAAAGCUUGAAAAACAAUUAGAACUAGCUGAAUCAGAGAAAGCUGUUCUCUCACAAAAUUUACGUGAUAGUCAACAUACAGUGGAAAAAAGCCAAGGGGAAUUACAGUCAUUUGUGGCUAAGAUAGUUCAAUUAGCAGCGCGUGUUCAAUCACUUCAGCAUUUACAUUCAAAUCUUCCAGAGAAAACGGACGAAAUUGCCAUAGAUAAACUCAAUCAGGCUGUUAUGCAAUAUCAACAAUGGUGUAAAAUAUCCGCAAAUGAAGUAGAGCAGCUCCAAAAAGAUAUAAGUGAACUUGAAGAAAAUUUGACUGUAUCUGAUGCAACACAACAAUUGAGAAUGGAGUUGACUAAUCUUCGAAAUAAGAUCCCAGUGUCAGUGAAGAGCCUUCAGGAAAAGCUAUUGGAUACUGAACAUAAGAAUGCUCAAUUAGAAUCGGACAUUCAGAUCCUAUCGAAGUGUGCAUCUGAAGCUGGAGGUGCUCUUGAUAAUGCUCAAAAUGAUCUCCAGAAUAUGUCUGAUGAAUUGGCACAGCUGUAUCAUCAUGUAUGUGCUGUCAACGGUGAAACACCAUCACGAGUCAUCCUGGAUCACGAAAAGAUACCUGAGAAAGAAGAAGGCGAGGACAAUAAUAAAAUCGAAUGGUUUAGAACUCUUUCAAAGACAGAUGUUCCCAUCAAAGAUCUUGAAAGUCUAUCGAAGGCCAAUGAAAUCAGUCGGCACAUAGAAACUGCAAUGGAUCAAAUUAAACAUUUGAGAAAUGCGGUCGAACAUACCAUAGAAAUGAGUAAAGGAAAUCAAGCAAAUAUAUCUAAUUCAAAUAAUGAAAACAAGGCUGAUGAGGGUGAUUUACAAGAACAGGUGAUAAAACUUAAAGCUUUAUUAUCGGCAAAACGUGAACAGAUUGCAACUUUACGUACUGUUUUGAAAUCUAAUAAAAACACUGCUGAAGUUGCUUUGAACAAUUUGAAGAGUAAAUAUGAAAGUGAGAAGAGUAUUGUUAGUGAGACUAUUUCGAAGUUGAGAAAUGAACUUAGACGAUUAAAAGAAAAUGCUGCCACUUUUUCGAGUCUACGUGCGAUGUUUGCGGCACGGUGUGAGGAGUAUGUCACACAAGUUGAUGAGCUACAGCGUCAAUUAGCAGUAGCAGAGGAAGAUAGAAAAACUUUGAACCAUCUGCUACGUCUCGCCGUUCAGCAAAAACUUGGGCUGACAAUGAAACUCGAAGAAUUAGAGGUAGAUCGUGAGUUGAGAAAUACGCGACAUAUGAGACAUGGGGGCAGUGGUAACGGACGUGGUGCUCGUCCCCGUAUGCAACAGUCAAACCGUCCUCAUAUGGGUAGAGAUUUCUUCUAGAAAAUGGUAAAGAUAUGGAGCAAAGUGUUUUGAGUGAUGAUGAAAUUACUAAAUAGCAGUAUAUUCGCUUCUUCCCUCAACAACUAUUAAAAAACAUUAAAAUAAUUGCCUUGGGGAAUUGACAGUAAUUUGAGAAAAGUAAUGAAUGGUAUUGCAAAGAUAUUUUUACAGAAAUCACAUUCGAGGAAUCGUCACUAUGAACUUGUCGAUAUAGUAUAAUUUCCCAAUGGAUUAUAGAUAGAUGUAGAGGUUGCCUCUGUAUUCAUCACUUACGCUCCAUGUCAUUAAUAGUCUAGUAGAAAAAAGAAAAUGAAAUAUUCGUUACCAAUUUUAAUCACAAGGACAUUGAAAUGUUGGGUUUUUAUUAGAGAAAAUUAAUGUAGUGACAAUACUAUCGUAUGGAAGUGUAGAAUUUCAUAAUCAUAUAGUCGAGAAUACUUAGGGUUUUCAUUCUGAGGCAAAACCUAGAGAUUGUAGAAUUUUUGUAUUGGAAAUAAAAAUAUUUGUAGUUUUUCUAGUAUACUUUGGUAUACUUCGAUUAACUUAGUUUAAAUGAACGAAAAAAAAACGAAGAAAAGAUUCCGUCGCAUCCUAUAAUAUACUUUGUAAUUUUAAUUGAAUUUAUUCGUUGGUCUAAUAUUGUUUUCAAUCUAAUGAUCUAUUUUCAAGUCUUGAGUCAUAAUCAACUUAGAAAUUUAUCUAUUUCUAUUCUCGAUUGAUAUUAAAAACAUUGACUAGUAUUAUAUUAAGUCGUUCAAUCAAAUCAACUAGUUUUUAUUUCAAUUAACUAAUUCAUUAAUUUAUUUAUCAUUAUUGUUAAUCGGCUAACAAUUUGACGAAAAAUGAUUAAAAAUAGUCUUGAUGAGGUGAUGGCUAAAUAACAAUUUUUUAAAAUAAAUUUGUAAUUUAUGCAGCUAUAAUAAUUAUAAUCAUGUUCUUAAAUCGUUGAAUGAGAAAAAAAAAUCUAUCACCAGCAACGUCCAUAUUUUAAGUACAUACGAGGCCAAAUAAAACAAAGAUUGAUUUAGAAAACAAAAAAAAACGUUAUUGAACUUAUCAUAAAUUUUAUCUAUUGUCCAAAUAUACUUACGAAUUCUUGUCAACGACGACAUAAGAAUUUGUUGCCAAUCAUAUGAACUUAUAAUCGAAGGUAGCUAAUCUUAUAUUUACACACUCUCUAUGAUGAUGUCGUCGUAGAAAUUCGUAAAGUUCUAAGUCUGUUAUUUAUUAAUAUUAUUACUAAAUUGUAUGUUAAUUAUUGCGAUUAUUUGUCGAUGCUAUCUGUUAUACAUUUAGCUCGAUAGUAAAUGAAAACAGAGAGACAACUUAUAUUGAUCAUUUUAUUGACUGAUCAAUUGUCGCCCUUGUAUUUGUACCGAACCAUCCAUAUGACGUCCAUGUUUAUAUAAAGUGGAUACCAAUAAUUUGUGUAUUUUAUUUGCAUAUCAUAAUCAUUUUUUUAUUGGUACGAAAUUUUUAUAUAUAACUGCAUAGAUUUAUGUAUGUAUUUUUAUGAAUUGUAUUAUUAUUAUGUUUUAAUAUUAUUCUAGUUAUUAUGAUCAAUAAUUAAUUGAUUAAUUGAUUAAUUCAUCAUUGUUAUUUUAAAAUUGUUUUCUUUUUUACAAUGUUAUAUUAUGAGUGAAGUGAAAUGAUAUGAGCGAAAGUUUAUGCUUUAUUAUUAUGUCCAAAAACCGAGCCAGCCUCAGAUCACCGUCCCUUUCCCUAUUUUUCCACAUCGUCGCCGUUAAAUGAAAUUUAUCUUCAACUUAUUACUCCUUCACUUGCUUUUAAUGAAUAACUGUUUCGUGCUCAGUGAAAAUAUUUUAUCUUUAAUUAUUUUUUAACUUUUUUCUUACCCUCUUUUUUAUGGAAUAAUUAUACAUUUUUUUCAACAUGUUACUUUUAAUUCAUUUCCAAGUUGGCUAUUAUUUUUGCUAAUAAUUUUUUAUUCAUUUUAAAAAUACAUUGUUAAAAUUAUUAAUACCUGAGUGGAAAUUGUGAGAAAUAUAUGAGGCAAGUUAAUCAAUAAGAAGACCAACUAUGUAUUAAUUGUACCAUUGCGUCCUUUAUGUCGAGCAUUAUCACGGCGACGUGUGUCUGUUUAUUAAUGUAAGAAUAUAUAAUGCAUCAAUUAAUACUAUUAUUAUGAUUAUUAUUGUCAUUGAUAAUUAUUCAAAGUAUACUACAAGUAUAAAUACAAAUUGAUCUGAAUUUGUAAAUAAUGUAAAUGCUCAUUUUGGUAUUGUAUUAUAAAUAUUAGAGAUUAGUCCUUGAAUCAAAAAUUAUUUUUCAACGACUACUCAUUUAAUUAUCACUGAGAGAAAAAAAAACAACUAGUCUCAAGUUAGUUAAAGUGGUGGAAAUAGUGGAAGCUUUCUUCGUAGCAAAAAAAAAAUAUUGUAGCACAUUUAAAAGUAACUUUACUACCUUUUUAUCUUUACUUAUUUCACGCCUCUUUUUUAUCUUGAUAAGUAAUCAAAUUGUUGAAGAGAAUUUUCAAUAAAAAUGUGUUAAUCUAAGAUGAAAAUUGUCAUAAAAAGUUCAUUAUUCGUUAUUCUUUAUAAGAAAAGUUAUUUUUUCUCUCAGUCUAGGGUCACUCGAUCGUUUCCAAUAGUAUAAAAUUUCGAUUAAGUCAAAGUAAAAUGAAAUAGUUGUAAGAUAACAAAUUGACAAUUUGUCAAAGCUAAAUGUCAAGGAAAUUUAAUAUUAUAUUACGUCCAAUAAUAGAUAAUUUGUUUUGUAAUAUAAAUUGAUUGAAAAUAUAACCAUUUAUAAUCAUG